Messenger RNA from Cuculus canorus (common cuckoo), 7474 nucleotides. RefSeq names its product TraB domain containing (gene TRABD). The record is from RefSeq and is a predicted model, not a curated record. Bases 1874 to 3022 code for a protein of 382 amino acids. Lineage: Eukaryota; Metazoa; Chordata; Aves; Cuculiformes; Cuculidae. The transcript has 11 exons.
AACUCUACAAAUAGGAAUUUUUUUUUCUUACCUACAAAGUGACUUGGGGGCAUAACUUUGAUGAACUGCAAUUUAUAGAUUUGUACAAAAACAUGCAUGCACUUAGUGACAAGCUCUAUUCCUUUCCACUUCUUUGCCUAAAACAAAAGAGUGAGAUGGGUUGUUUUCCCCUCGGCCUCCUUCCCUCUCCCCACCUUCUUCAGCUGAUGUGCUGUGCAGUUUGAUUGAAAUCAUUGACUUAGCAUCUCCACGUGGAAGAAUUUCAGUGUCCUGAUGACACCAUGCACCAGGCUGCAGUAGAGACUACAAUGCAACUCAAAGAGUUCAUGUUUUCCAGUGCUUACGCCCUGCAGGCUGCCUGCAAAAUAACCUUGUCUGUCAGGACAGUGCAAUGUCACUCACGUGUGCUCAGAGAUCUGUGUCUGUGCAGGAAGGGUGUGCACACUUGCGAGAGGGAGCAGGAGCCUACACCACAGAUGGACAGCAGCACAAAUACUGAUGAAGCUGGAGGAAGGUCCCCAGUCAUCUGUGCAGUACAUCUGGAAAUCCUGAUCUUGCCUUGUGUAUCUCAUGUGUUGCACAAGUAGGAGCCAUCCUUCCGAAGGAUAGUAAAGCAGAUAGUUGCAGGGUAAGUGAUAAAGGCCUGUGUGUGAGGAACCAGGAUCGGGAAUUGCUGAGGAUUUUUCUCCUUUCUUUGGGAGGCCGCAGGUAGGAAUGGAAAUAGACAUCAUUUGACAGGAGAGCCUCUUUACUGAGCUUGUCAUGGGGGGAGAGGGGGGCUUUCAUGAAAUGGGCAGUGCAGCUGCUGGAUGGACCAGACGACUUUCCUGGUGAGCCUGUGUCUGUAGUACUGAAUGGGUUGUGCUAACUUGUGGGGCCCCGGUGUCCGCCGGCCCUCAGGCUGGAAUUAGCUUACUUUCCUGGGGCUUUGUCUUUCUUAGGUCUGCCUUUGAAACCUGACUCUCUUUCUUCUGUUCCCUGCCGCAGCACAUCUGUGUCUUUGCUCGUUGCCUGCAGGUGGGCUUGUGUCAUCUAACAACGUUUCCAGGUUUAGUGGUCACCUAGUGAUUUUGGAACGGGUAAUAUGGCUUUUUCCCAGCUACUGUUUGGAGACUAGCAUGGAAGGGGCAGGCAGAAGAGCAUUGAUAAAUAAUAAUCAGUUUGGCAGUUCAUCAUAAUUAUUUUGUCCUACAAAAAUCACAAUUUUGACUUCAAGGGAUUGCAUUUAAAAGUGUUCAUAACAAAAUGAAUGAACAUGCCUCUUGGGACCCAGAUUCUGCAUAACUCGGCAAACAGCCACUGACGUGGAAUAAAUGUGUAUGUGCAGCUUAAGAAGACUUCUGCAACAGUUUGUGGACCACAGUCAAAUACCUUGCAAGCCAGUAGUCAGUUGUCUAUGGCAGAACUUCUCUACCCAUUUCCUUUGCUGGCUGCUUGUAGAUAAUGAAAGAAGUGGAAUGCUUGCUUCUUGUAGAACUUCCUAGAAACUGCAUGCAGCAGCUGUGCUCUUUUCCUGUUACUCUGCUUUGGAGUGUUUUGCAGAGGGUUUCCCAGAAUCAGAAGUAUCACUUUGUUCAUGGUUUUGAACGUCCUGGAGGAAAGAGGUGUGCUCAGUGGACAUCUUAUUUCAAUCUACUGAUGACGGGAGAGUCUAAUAAAAUUAUUUUGAUUCCAAAGCAUCCUUGAAUUCAGAAGAUUUGCCUUGCGAUAAAAUAGAAAAGUGGCUUGGGUUCCAAAGUAUAAAUGGAUGUUGGCUCCAGCAUGCAGCUGUCUGAGUUUAGGCUGCAUACAUCGACAUAGUUCGUGUCACAGGAUCAUCUCAUUGAUGCUCAGGUUCUUGUGGGGCUGGUGAAAAUAAGCUGACGCUGCAGGGAUGCAAGAGGAGCAACAGCCUGAGGCUGCUGCAGAUCCAAUGUCCUCCUCUGACGCUCCAGAAGAUGGCCCAAGGGAAACAUCAAGUGUGUCACAGAAUAUCUCUGAUGCAGAUGCAUUUAAAAUUCUUCUGGAGAUGAAGAUGAAGAAGAGGCAGAAAAAACCUAAUUUACCAAGCACUGUGACUGAGCUUGACACCGAGGAUGGUUCUAAAGUAUAUGUGGUUGGAACAGCCCACUUCAGUGACAGCAGCAAAAAAGAUGUAGUGAAGACAAUACAAGAAGUGCAGCCUGAUGUAGUUGUGGUGGAACUGUGCCAGUACAGAGUUUCUAUGUUGAAGAUGGAUGAAAAGACAUUGCUAAAGGAAGCCAAAGAAAUAAAUCUGGAAAAACUUCAACAAGCUAUAAAGCAGAAUGGAGUCAUGUCUGGAUUGAUGCAAAUGCUGCUUCUGAAGGUUUCUGCUCACAUCACAGAACAGCUGGGAAUGGCCCCAGGAGGGGAAUUCAGAGAAGCUUUCAAAGAGGCCAGUAAAGUACCUUUCUGUAAAUUCCAUCUUGGAGACCGACCCAUCCCUGUUACGUUUAAGAGAGCAAUUGCUGCGCUUUCUUUCUGGCAAAAAGUCAAGCUUGCCUGGGGCCUCUGCUUCUUAUCUGACCCAAUCAGUAAAGAUGAUGUGGAGAAAUGCAAACAGAAGGAUUUACUGGAGCAGAUGAUGGCAGAAAUGAUUGGAGAAUUCCCUGAUCUUCAUCGAACGAUUGUCUCGGAACGAGAUAUAUACUUGACCUACAUGCUGAAGCAAGCAGCAAAGCAGAUAGAACUACCUCGAGCUUCAGAAACUGAACCUAGAAAAUAUACCCCAGCUGUUGUAGUUGGUGUUGUUGGGAUGGGUCAUGUACCUGGAAUUGAAAAGAACUGGAAUUCUGACUUAAACAUCCAGGAAAUAAUGAGUGUGCCUCCUCCAUCAGCUUCAAGUAAGAUUUUCAAAUUUGUCAUAAAAGCAACUAUUUUUGGACUGAUGGGAUAUGGCUGCUACCGAAUAGGUCAAAGGACAGUUCAGUUCAUUCUCGCAAUGCCUGCAGCACAGAGCUAUCUUCAGAAGCUGACAGAAAUAAGGUCUUCGCAUUGGACACCGAGUGGAGUCGCUGUGUGAAGAAGUUGGCCGAAAAAGGCUGAUAGAGGCAACAAAUGUGAGCUGGACUGAAAGAAGAGUGAGAUGAGGAUUCUAGUCAGAGAUCAUUGAUGCUGAGCAACACUGAAUCGCUGUAUAAUAAAAGAUUUGGUACUAAAGUUACACCAGCUGUGACCUAAUGAAUAGGUUUGAUUUCUGGUUAAGUGCAUUGCAUGAAACCACGAUUCCAAAUUGAGUUGAAAGAAAUAUGUACGCAAAUAUAUUAUAUAUAUAUAUAUACAUACUGUAUAUAUAAUAUAUAUAUUACUGAUGAUGUAGUACAGACAGCUUAAAGAGUAUCUGUUUGUGACUUCUUUUCCAGAGGAACAGAACAACACAAGUAACCCCAUUGGCUGCAUCUGCUCUGAAGUUCAGGGACACUUGUCUUGAGUGAUUCUUUGCUUUUUUCAGCUUAGGUAUAAUAAUGCCUAGCGGUCAUUUCUGGUGCCAGACACUUUUACACAUAUUUUAGAAGGACAUCUUCUCAAUGUGUGUUUUAUACUUAAAACAUUUAGGCUUUUUUUAAACUUAAGAGCUUUCCAAAAAUUUCAGAAUUGUACAGGCUGUCGUACGUACACUGCUCAAAAUUUUUUACAAGCCUUACUGAAGAACAGGAACGUUGCCUUUAGAUUGCAUCCCUUGUUUCCACCACCACUUGAAUCAUCUUUCUCCUGCAUAGAGAAGGUAUAGACACACCAUCAGUAUGCUAUGAGGUUUGUGUCAGAUGUUUACAGGACACUGUGUUCCUUUAGAUUAGCUUAUUUAAACUGUAUUAUGUAGCCAAGUCCUGCUGGAUUCAGUAUUGUAAAUUUAAGAAACUAGAACUGCUUUUUCAUUUACUUUUGUUUCUUGGGCCUUUCAUUACUGAAACAAGAAGUCUGGAAUUGAUAGUACCUGCCCCUCAUUUUUUGAUACAUGAAAAUAUUUUAUUUAUCAAUAUGGUUUCUCCAUGGAUGACUAUUUUAAUCUAUUUAAUAGAAAAGCAGCAUUCAAUUUAGUUUUUCAAACUAGCAGUAGCAUUUUAUUUGGAUUACCUGCUAUUUAUACAUAGAGUUAUGUGUACUUCAGACUGCUGUGAUUUUCUUUCUUAAUUAUGCAGGACAGUCAUCCAUCUGGUUUGGGGUUUUUUUGGUUUUUUUUUAAUCUUGGGUUCAUAUUUCAUAGGAGUUUUUACGUUUUACCCUUUAUACAGGAUUGUCAAUGAUUGUAAAGCACCCUCUGCAAUCAGCUAGUCCCAGUUCAACAAUACAAAUACCUGUAAUUGUCAUAUCAAAGUUUUAACCUGAUGCAUUUGGAUGGAAGAGGCCCAUUUGCUCCUCAGGCUCACAUACAGUUGCUCAUUGCUUUAACUGAAGUUUUUGUCUGUAUUAAUUUCUUCUGGCAAUGAAAGAUAGGAACCAGUGUGUGAGGCAGGAUGAGGAAAUGGUGAUGUGUUUUGUGGUUUUGUUGGUUUUGGUUGGUUCAAUAAAACCAAGAAACCACUUCUAGUAGGUUUGUAUUUCCAAAGCCUUGUGUUGGAAGUCCUCCCAUACAGUCUAUUGUUUGCUGAAAGUAUGUACGUGUGUCUUCUGUGCAGUGUUGUCUUUGUCAAGCUUUUUAAAUCAAAUUAAGGGUCUAAUGCUCCUCUCUGGUGGCAUUGACUUUGGGAGCUGGUCUGUCCACGCAACCUGGUGCGUGUAUGCCUUGCACUUUGAAAAUUUUCAGAGUCUCAGUGCACAAAUCAUUUAAAUGUGUAGUUAUCUUUAAACUGAUUAAAUCUAACCCAAUCCUGCAGCUCUUAAGGAUGAUGCUGGGUGUUCUUCUGGAUCCAGGCCAUAGAGCUGUGCAGGGAAUAAACCUUAGCAAAUGAGAGUGGCAGCAAUUCACACUUCUUGGACACAAUAAUACGGAAUAAAGUGGAGGCAGGUCCUUUUAUUUUCCAUCUCUCAGUGCUUAAGAAACAACUAGGCAUCUCUAGAAAGAGGAAAAGCAGCAUUUGUAAACAAUUUAUAGAAGACUGAAGUGAUUGGCUGAGUUUUGAUUUCUGAUUUUUUUUUAAAGGUGUAGUGUAUUGUUUAUAUUUAAGCAGUCCUGUUUGAAUAAUUCUAUUACAUUUUAUGUACAUUUUUUAAAGAUGAAAUGUUAAGCUCAUUCUUCUGGCUUUACUGACAUAACAAAAUACUGUUUUGUUGGUUGGGGGUUUUUUUGAGAAUUUUUAGCUGGUAGAAUUCAAUAUAUUGAUGUUUUGCUUUAAGUUAUCUACAGAUUUUUAAGGUAUCUCCAGAUAUUUUAAAAGCUCUGUAGAUCUUUGAUAUCUGUGCUCAGGUAAUUUUACACAAAGAAAAACAAAUCUAAGGAAAAUUCUAGAUAUGAGCCUUAAACUUGGGUGGGACUAAUGCUAAAUUAUUGUCAUGGAGCAUUAUUGCAGACUUAAUGUUUUCUGCUUUUUUUUGCCAGAAAUGAUUACCAUGUAAGUUGUCCGCUCAUUAUCCAGUUAUUGUUUUUACAAAGCAUAUCAGCAGAUUCCUCAAGGAGCCUGUUUGUGGAUGGAGAAUUUGUAAUUUAUCUUCCCACUGUUGCAAACUGGCAGACCGUAGUAGGCAUGUGCUGUUUACUCAGUGGCACUGGAAAGCCUGAUGAUUUUGCAGAACUAGCAAUCCUAGGAAUUCCUACACAAAUGCUCAAUGUUGUAUAUUCAAUGUGUUGUACUGUUCAUGUAACAUAGCCAGUGUUUUAGGCCCAUUCUUUUCCAUUCUAGUCAGUCCUUUCAGUGUUAACAGCAUCCUGUAAAAUUUAAGUGUGUUGAAUUGUCCCAGCCCCACCUCUACCUUAUGAAGCCAUAUUGUAUUUUUUUGGUGACAUGUACAUCUGUUUUAUGCAUUUGUACAUGUGAUGUAAAUUUGAAGUAUUUUUAAAAAUGUGUGCCUUUACUCUGAAGUGAUUUAAAGGAAUCAGCAGUAUGUUCUAUGAUAUAAAAAUAAAAUAUUUUAACCACCAUUUCUGUUGAAGGCAUUUAUUUUCCUUAUUAACCAGUAUUUUUAUUGAGAACAAACACUGGUUAGCUAGAUCUAGUACAUGAUAAUUUCACCAUCUUGUACAUUUCUCUGAACAAGAAGGUCAGUUGGAGUAAAUACCUCCCACUGAGGGGCGUCUGAGUGUAGUGCUAAAGUAAGGAAGCUAGUUUCUCUACCUACUGUGUGUAAUUGGUUGAGAGAGGAAAGGAUAAGUUUUCCUGCCCUACUGAACAUGCAGGAAGAUUGGCUUCUCAAUGUUAGUACCUGAAUUCAGAGUUAGGCAUGCUAAGUGGACGACUUGUUUAAUUUCUUUUAACAUCUCUCCAGUGCAGGGUUGUGGAAGGUGCUGAUGGCCUUAGUCCCAGUCCAGCAAAGCGCUCAAACACAGGCCUAACAUCAGGCACAGUCGCUUGUGGUUACAGUGCUGUCCUUUGCAUGGGAACUAAAGACCCUUUCAGUGGAAAAGGUUACUGGCAAAAAGAAUGUAAUCUUUAAAAUUGAACCAGGUAAAUCAAUACAAACUUUUACUUCUUAAAAAAAAAACUAUUAAUAUUCAUACCUGUAUUCAUACUGAAAGUAAGUAUAUAUGAUAAGCUGUAUUCCAUACAGAUAAUGUGCCAGCUGAACAGUCUUCUGAUUGUAUACUUUAUCAAGAAGUGGUCCGUACUUUUUGAUUGUACGUGUGUAAAGCAAAGUACAGUCCUGUUUUUGUUGAUCAGGCAAAAUUCCUUUUGGUUAUACUUGAGCUGUGUCUGCAAAGAAGUGCUGGGUAAGCCAUUUAGAUGGAAGAAAAAAAUUUAAAUACUGUAGUCAAAUACUGCCUGUGGGACUGUUAGGUGACAUGGUGCACAGCACAUGAGCUGUCACAGGAUCACAGAAUGGUUGGAUUGGAAGCAACCUCUAGAGAUGAUCUAGUUCAACUUCCCUGCUAAAGCAGGUUCACUUAACAGCACGUUGCACAGAAACAUGUCCAGGCAGGUUUUGAAUAUCUCCAGAGGAGACUCCACAACCUCCCUGGGCAGCCUGUUCCACUGCUGUCAAGCAUUGUUCAGUCAGGCAGCCUGAGUUGGCACUCCCUCACGUGUGGAAGGCAGCUGCCUGCUUUCAGAGAGUCAUUCACCAGUAUUAGGUGCAUACUGCUGCCCUAGGUUGUGUUUAUGAUGUGUCUUUUCUAUACUGAAUACUGAACUAAAUUUAAGAAAUUGAUUAUUGAGGCAGAUUAAUAUUGCUUAGAUUUCCCCUGGAAGCUGUUUUUUCUCUGUGUAUUGUAAAACAUCUAAAAGGCACUGAGAAAUAUAUCAAAUUAUCUCAAAGUGCUAGGCAGUGGUGGGAACUACACAUGGAAAAGAAGCAACACACUGUCACUUGUGUAGCUCUAAAAUACUCAUGUAUGCAUCUUCCUGUUUCUGAAACUGAAAUAAACUUUUAUUUCAGAAUUGAA